Messenger RNA from Daucus carota subsp. sativus, 5489 nucleotides. RefSeq names its product probable serine/threonine-protein kinase PIX13. The record is from RefSeq and is a predicted model, not a curated record. Gene Ontology annotation, molecular function: ATP binding; protein kinase activity. Lineage: Eukaryota; Viridiplantae; Streptophyta; Magnoliopsida; Apiales; Apiaceae. The transcript has 14 exons. Gene Ontology annotation, biological process: protein phosphorylation.
UUGUAGGAUUGAUAAGCUUCUGCAUAUUCAAAACACUUUCUUGAGAUGAACUGUUUUUUCUUGCAUUCCUAAUUGUGCAACACAUACCUGGCUUACAAGAUGUCAAGUUUAGCCAGACAUAUCUCAUACUUAUGAUAAUCUUUGCAAAAUUAGUGAUAACUUUUACUAGUUUAUUUAAAUGAGAGAAUGUUCUUUGAUCAAUUAAAUCUUACUUUAUUGCUCCAGGAAGUUGCAAACAAAUUUCUUCUUUUUUCCCUUUACAGUCUUUCAUUCAUACAGCAAAUUCAACUCCUUCAUAUCUCUCUCUCUGCCUUCUAUGCUAAAUUCAGCAAAGUAUUCUGUCAGAGAGAUUUUUUGAGAGAGACAGAGAGAGAUUGUUGAGAUGGGUAAUUGUUUGAUGAGCUCAAAAUCUCAUGGUGCUGCUGAAAAGUCUGUUUCCAACAUAUAUUCGAAUCAAAGUACCAAUCCAGAUACCACUAGACCUUCCACAUACACUACAACUUCUGGGACAUUGAGUAACACAAAUGGUGGAGGCUCCUCUGUCACCAGCAGCAGUGCAGGCCAGCAAAGUCAGAGCCAGUUUUCCAUGGCAGCAAGUUGUGGGACUGGGACUUCUUCUAUGGGAGAGAUUUUGGCUACUCUAAACCUCAAGGUUUAUAGCUUUUCGGAUUUGAAGAAUGCCACUAAAAGUUUUAAAAAAGAUACUGUGUUAGGUGUGGGAGGUUUCGGGACAGUUUACAAGGGUUGGGUGGAUGAGAACACGCUUGAGCCCUGUAAGGCUGGCUCAGGGAUAAUGGUUGCUGUCAAGAAAUUGAACCAUGAAAGCGUGCAGGGAUUUCAAGAAUGGCAGCCAGAAGUAAAGUUUUUAGGAACUCUUUGUCAUCCCAACUUGGUCAAGUUAUUGGGAUACUGUGGGGAGGAUCAAGAGCUCGUACUCGUAUAUGAGUUUAUGCAGAAGGGAAGCUUGGAAAACCAUCUUUUUAGGAGGAGUUCUGCUACUGAACUACUGUCAUGGGACAAACGGCUAAAAAUAGCCAUUGGAGCUGCACGGGGACUUGAAUUCUUGCAUAGUUCAGAAAAGAAAAUCAUUUACUGAGACUUUAAGGCCUCCAACAUACUGCUUGAUAUGGACUAUAAUCCAAAGAUAUCAGACUUUGGCUUGGCGAAAUCGGGUCCCUCGGGUGGAGAUUCACAUGUUACUGGUCUGGGGAAUUUUGUGUUGGAAUUUGUUGAUAUCCUUUUCGGGAAAAGAGAACUAGGGGAAAAAAGAGCAAGAAAAUGCAUGUGAAAAAACGUGGCAGACCCAACCCGCGCCUGACCAAAGAGGUUGCAGAGGAGCGCAAGGCGGUGAAGUGAUUGCGGAAUGCUGCUCGUCAGGACCCAGUUAUGGUUUCUAAGAUUUUGGACAACUCAAAUCGGUAUCCAGAGCAGGGGAGUUUAACUUGUCACAAAUUUAAAAGGAUUAAAAGCAGUAUGGUCAAUUGUUCGAAUUGCAAAUGGAGAUGCUUCUGCAAUGAGUGUUUGAGGCAGUUUAAAUUUGAUAGUGCUGACAGCAGUCUUGAGUUGGGCCUGAGGUUUUUACGAUAACACAAGCUGCAAUAUUGCUCCAACAUCUUCUAUGUAUGCGGCGGCGGCUGAUAGUAAAGAGGGGGAUUUUGGGAAUUCCCCUGGUGGUGGUUUAUUUUAUGGUGAUCCAGCCUGGCGAUCAUCAUCGCCAGAGCUUGAUGGUUCUGGCCUGUUUGCUAACGAACUCUGCAAUGCUGUUUCUGAUGUUACCCCUAGAGAUGCUGUUCAUUAUGCUGAAGGAUAUAGUGUUAAUAAUAUAUCAACAAGAGAAGUUUGAUGAAAGCCUACAGCAGACCACGAGGGUAACCCUGCAGUCGAUAGUCUGAUUUAUCACCGAAGAAAUUAAAAGAAUCUCUUGCUCAACUUCAACAACUGCAAAAAGGAAAGAGUGAGAGGUUGAAAAAAGUCCUUGAGUCUGUGACCACAGUUCAUGAUCUUUGUGCUGUCCGCGAAAUAGACUUUUUUAGUGUUACGACUGAAGUCCAUCCAAGCCUUAUGAUUCUACUGGUGUGCAAUCUAAAAGCAUUAGCAAUGACAUUUUAUCUCAGCAAGAAGUCUUGGCCCUGCAAGAGGAUAAGUAACAAAGUUUGCAUAAGAUAAUGGAAAGAUAAUGGAAGAGCUAGAGGUCUAUGUUCUUUUGUGAACCACAUGAGCUUGCUUUUGGAUGAUAAGUCUAGAAUUAUUUCAAAUAAAAAUCACGCGCCAGUGAUAAAUGGAUAUAGGGUUGCGGGUUUGUGAAUUAUAUUAUUUUGUGGUUUGUAGAAUAUCCAUACUUAGUUUCAUUUAAUUGUUUGUAUUAUGAACAUGCACUAAAAUUUUGUUUAGCUUCUAAUUUUAAAAAUUCUUAUUCACACGGAAAGUUUUAGCCAUUUUUCUGACUUUUUUUUCCGGAGCUGGUUUUCAAUAUAUAUGCAAAUAUACCCUUGUUUUUUACACAAUUCCUGCAUUGCCAUUGCCUGUUUGUUUUCUUCUGAUCUCUAACAGUUUCGAUUUAGCUCAGUUGUUCUCUCCUUGUCUGCGAUUUAUGUUUAGUGCUGGGUUGCCUCUCCUCGCUUGGUUUUUUUCUCUUCGUUUGGUACACCUUCUUCACACUGGAUGGCUCCCCUAAAAAACGUAGCAGACCAAAGCUGUGCCUGACCUAAGAGGUGGCAGAGGAGCUCAGGGCGGUGAAGCAAUUGCAAAAUGCUACUUGUCAGGACACAGGACAAAAGUUAACAUCACUUCUGCGAUUGGUUUUGUCAUUGUAUAUUGGAAUUCAUUGGGAACAACGCUUGGUUACUGAAUUUCUACUUUGUCAUGCUUUUUCUCUUUGUGCUGAAGUUGUAGACAGAUUAAUGAUGGACUUGUACAUUGGUUGGAACGUCCUCAUCCACGGAAGUACAUUGUUUUAAACUUUGCCAAAAUUUCAUUCAUUUUUUUUAGUCUCUAUUCCCUGUCAAAUGCUAACCCUCCCGGUUUAUUUAGAUUGUGAGUAGGCAUAUACUCCUUUACUCAGCCUUUGAUGGAAUCAGCGGUGCAAUCUUUUGGUGGUGUUUUUAAUCCUUGUCUCCUUCUACUUCGGCGGCGAUUAUAGUUUAAACAUUCUUCAGAGGUCUCUAGCAUUGUUGUGUUAGUAAAAGGAAUUGGAUUGUAAGAACUGCAGUUGUGGCAAAGUAAUAGUUAGAAAUUUGCAUUGAGGUCUGCUUGGAAUUGCAGUGCAAAAAUAUAUGUUCCCUCUUUCAGCUGCACUAAGCGAAACAAAUUGGGCAAAGCUUGUGUACAUCUUAUUGGGGCUCUUGUGGUUUGUUUUUGGUAUGUCAUGGUCCAAUCAGAGUACAUACAAUAUAAGGAUCGAAGCCAGUCGAUACAUACGAAUAAAGGAUUUGGUAAAAAAAUAACUUUAUAGGAAAAGAUAGGACAAAUGAUGCGAUAGAAAGAAUCGUGACUCUUGUGGAGGUCAUAAAGAAAUAAUUAUUCGGUAAGUUUCUUAGCAAAUAUUCUACAAUAUGCAUUUAAUCAUAAUUUGUGCAGUACAUAUGUUUUUAUGAUCUUUACAGUUAGUCUGUUGAGUGAUGGAUGGAGUGUUCCAAACAAACACGCAUCUCCUGAGGAACAGGUAAACAUGGUAAUGAAAUUCCAAUUGGUGCAUUAUCAACCCGUCUUGGUAUACUCAUGAUCUAUGAAAUUGAUGUUCACGGCCAUAACAAUGCUUAAGUUGCAACAAUAUUUCCACACAACACUGACUUAGGAGCAACUAGGCAAGUAAAUGGUACGUAGAUGUUACUUGGUCUGUGAAACGAUGAAUAUAUUAGAACUGAUAGCUUGCCUUAUAGUAUAAUCAAGACUCCUCAUAAAAAUUUAAGUGAAAAAAGGAUAUUGUUUGGGGCUUUGUUGGCAGUAGAAUUUUGUAUGUGUUAUAUGUUAACCCAAGAUUUAUUCUACCAACCACUUCUGGUCAUUAACCUCAAUUGUGUGUUCUUCAAAAGUCUAGACCUGCUAGAAUAAUGAAAUUUGAGAAGAUUGCAAAAUAAGUUUAUAUAAAGGUUUUUUAUUGUACAUCUAGAGAUGCAUAAUAUUCUUAUGCAGGGACCCUCAACUGGAGAAAAAGAUUGUUGCAGCUACUGCUCUUGAAGUGAGAGCUACAAGAAUACCUUAUGCCUUUGCACCUUGUAUUGUGGUACAUAAUUGUGGAAAAAUUUAAUUCCAGAAAUCAGAAUACUUCCUUCACUUGGUUUGGUCAGCAGUUCUUAGAAAUAUAUUUAGUUAAGGUACUAUUUUGGUUUCUCUUCACUAAAUAGUUAUAAACCAAUACCUUGAAUUGCUUUCCGAACUCGAAGCUUCAACUCUAAGAAGAUCAAGACUCAUAUCUAUAGUCAAAGUAUGUAUAUUCUGAAUUCUUCCUUUUGCUGUCUUCGCAAGACUUUUUAUUGUCAACUUAUUUUUAUAAGUCCUUCUGUUUGGUGCCUUCUAUAAUUCUGGUCGAUAUGCAAUCCAAGUCGGUGAUAGAAAUAUUACAAGAUUUAUCGUUAGACUCCUGUAUUCCUCUUCAAGAACGUACUAAUUAUAUGAUCAUGUGUAAGUUUACUUGAUACCGGUGUGUAAUUCUAUUUAACUAAAUCCAUAACCAAAUAAAGGAUAUAUAAAUUCCUUUAACAUGUACUAAACAUGCAAAUAAAAUUGUAUACAUUUAUAAGCUGUCUCAUGUAAAUUUUUACAUAAUAAAAAGAACCAGACCUAGAGAUUGGCAUGAAUAAAAAUUUGACACAUAUUGACAUGGAUAAAAAUAUUUUGUUUCCUACUGAUGUCCAUCAAUAACAAUACAAAUUUCAGCCAUUUUCUACAAAAUGACCUGUGCCUCUCACACUCUUGUUUAUCCUGUUCAAGAUAAAGAAGAUAUAUGCAUUAAUGAUGAAGCUUUCAUGAUUAUGAGUCAUCCUUAGCAGAGAAAGAUGCAGAGUCCUCCACUUCUAUAAAUGCUUUUCGUCUCAUUAGCAUGGCCUCAAGCCUGGAUCUUUCAGGCUUCUUCGAGAAAGAGGACAUUUCUGAGAGGACCAUCAGAUUUACAUCUCAUCAUUCUCCAAAAAAAUUGAUUGAGGGGAUUGGAUUCAUUGUUACACAGAUGGGUUUUUUAUUCCGGAAGAGAAGUGGACAGAAACGCAAGACUUUUGACGAGAAUUUUUUGAGAAAGGACACAUCAAGUCUCUACAAGUUGGUUAAUGCCGCAUACUACUUGCAGUUGAGACCAUUGUAUAAAAAAACUUGUUCUGCUAUUGCGCGAAAGAUUGAGGAUGAAUCUCUCGAGGAGAUAUGCCGUUUAUUUAAUUUUCCCAAUUUAUUCUUACUAGAAAAAAUUAGACCGACUAUAUACAUUUCAGCAAUCUUCCAACCACAUUUUCAUAACAGACUUAUAAAGUUUUUAAUAUCAUGGAAUUCUUGAGUUGAAA